This is a messenger RNA of Carassius auratus (goldfish), 1756 nucleotides long. RefSeq lists its product as uncharacterized. The coding region runs from base 281 to 1756 and encodes 491 amino acids. The transcript has 7 exons. The record is from RefSeq and is a predicted model, not a curated record. NCBI's taxonomy places the organism in Eukaryota, Metazoa, Chordata, Actinopteri, Cypriniformes, Cyprinidae.
UCCCUUUACAGAUACGUCAAGCAUCUUUUCUUACAUCUAAAUGGUGGGACAACCUCCUAGACCUUAUAUGUGAAUGUGGCCAUGCAAAGUGUGUGACAUUUCAUUAUCUACCCGAGACCACUUCAGAUCUUUUGAGUUGACUUCUUCACCAGGUAAAGAGGUUGCCCUGGUUCAGCUUGAAGAACUGACAGACUGCUAUCCACUUGUGGCCUAUACAGUUUGUUCCAAACGUAUGGUAACCCUGAAGAGACACAUCGUCAUCAAAGAUUAAAAAAUCAGGAUGGCAGGACCAGUUAGCUUCAGAGUCCUGUUUGGAAGUGAAGAUGAUGCAAGAAAACUAACCAUUAAAUCCGGAAUACCGUCUUCUGUGGAUGAAUUGUCUUUUGAAAUUAAGACCUUCUUUGGAGUAACAGAGCAGUUUAGGCUUCAAUACAAAGACGUAGACUUUGGAAACGAAUUCAUGAACCUCUUAUCAAUUUCUGAUAUUCAAGAUCGCAGUACUUUGAAAGUGGUGUACUUACCUUGUGAGGCUACCACCUCCACAAUAUCCUCAGCUCCAUCCACUAAAGAUAACUGCUCCACAAUCCCAGUUACUCCCUCCAAUAUAUCUUGCAGCUCCUCAUCACAAGAACCAAGUGAUUCAGCAUCUGCUGACUCCUGUAGCAGCAACGAUACUGUCGUAUUGUCAUCUCCUGACUCCCGGUCUUGCACUUGGCCUAAAGAUUUUGUAGUGCCACGAUUUUCAUAUUGUGCCGAGAUGCAGCUCCAGAAGGGAAAUGAUGAAUUCAAUGCAAGUGGAACUCUCCUAUCUCUUACGCCCAAACUCAGAUCUGAUAUUCUUGAAGGCAUUGCAGAAGAAAUAAUCAAGUAUACAGCAUAUCCAAAGGACAAUCAGUUUGAAAAAGUUGCUGAGGCCUUGAUACAAACCCAUCCAUGUUUGCGUGAGAAAGGAACUCGGACUGGGUGUUGUGGAUGGAAGCACUAUAUUAAGAUAAAGAUGAUGAACUUCCGAACCAAGCUUGGCCGAGCUGGACACCCAGAAGUCACAGUCAACUCACUUAAAAACAAACAGAAAGGCCAGGGAAAACCAGCUGCAAACAUAAAAAAGCCACGGAGGGCAGAGGUUAAUUUCUGUCCAAACCAUCCGAGAGGUGAAACCAAUGACAGCCUGGAGGUGGAAAGGGUUGCUCUAUUGACCGAGGUUAAAAAAAAGAAUAACGAGACCAUUAUCAAGGAAAAGAUGCAGUGUACCUUCUCAUACCGACGACAAGAAAUUCUUCAGGAGCCAAUGAUUACAGAGGUCCGAAACAGAUGGCCAGCAUUGUUUGAAGUUGAAGAAGUCAACAUGGAGUUCAUGCGUAUAACAACUGUUCCGCUGAUAUCAAAAUUCAUUGGUCAACUGGACAAAUACACUGAUGGCCUGAUGAAGGUGUUCCGUCACAAAGGAGGAUGUGCAGGACAGAAAAUCCGCACCAUAAUGGCAUUGACAACUAAAAAUGAAGACAUAAACACCAGGCGUGAUUGUAUCCUGAGGUGCCUAAGUGUCUACCUCAACGAAGACAUCGAGACACUUGUCAAAGAAUAUGUGGACACUGAAAGUGUGGAGGCUGAGUCUCUCAUUGCACAGACAACAAUGGGCAUCUAUGUAAUUCGAGCGGAGGGCACUGGUCCUGAAGAAGAACCUUCAGAUGUUGGUGUUGUUCUUGAAGGAGUUGAAGUUUGCAAAACCUGCCAAGUGUCACACUUGGAUGUGUAA